This is a messenger RNA of Radiomyces spectabilis, 654 nucleotides long. Its product is annotated as B-cell receptor-associated protein 31-like-domain-containing protein. NCBI's taxonomy places the organism in Eukaryota, Fungi, Mucoromycota, Mucoromycetes, Mucorales, Radiomycetaceae. The transcript is spliced from 8 exons. Gene Ontology annotation, cellular component: endoplasmic reticulum membrane; endoplasmic reticulum. Bases 1 to 654 code for a protein of 217 amino acids. Gene Ontology annotation, biological process: endoplasmic reticulum to Golgi vesicle-mediated transport; intracellular protein transport. The record is from RefSeq and is a predicted model, not a curated record.
AUGGCGAUCUACUAUUCAAUGACAUUUGCUCUUCUCGUGACCGAGAUGGUCUUUUUCGGCGUGCUCAUUGUGCCUUUACCUUCACAUUGGCGUCGUGCCAUGUUGAAGUUUGUCUCCACGUCACCCGUGGUGGCCAAAGCUCUUUAUGUAUUGAAGAUUAUCUUUGGCUUUAUCUUUGUUCUCUUUGUUGAUACCAUUAACCGAUUACAACGUAUUGAAGCGGAUGCUAGUGAGGAGCAGCGUCAGCAUCACGAUUACAGCUUUGAAGCCAAUUUGAAAGCCAAGAAAUUCUAUGCUCAACGCAAUCUUUACUUGACCGGUUUCACCCUUUUCUUGUCUCUCAUCUUGGAACGUACCAGCACAUUGGUGAUUGAAGUCUUGAAACGUGAGGAAGAAUUGGACAAGUACAAGAGCGAGACUGCCUCUGUAAACGCCGAUUCCCGCCGUCUAGGAGAACUUGAAGAAUCAUACAAGAAAGAAAUCCAAGAUUUGAACAACGAGAUCAGCGAAUUAAAGAGACAGGAACGUGACUUUGAGACGCUCAAGAAGCAAGUGGAGCAGCAAUCCAAAGAAUACAACCGACUGGCCGAUAAACAUAAUGAACUGGAACGUGCCGCCAGCGGACAAAAGACCGAACAACGCAAAGACAUUUAA